Molecule: messenger RNA, 822 nt
Organism: Myzus persicae (green peach aphid)
Lineage: Eukaryota; Metazoa; Arthropoda; Insecta; Hemiptera; Aphididae
Exons: 4
Coding region: 328-822 (164 amino acids)
Source: RefSeq, a predicted model, not a curated record
ACUGCCCGAGCCCGACAAUCGUCUCGUGAAUUCGGGCAAGUGCACACGCGUGUCUCUCACUCGUAGUCCGGGCCCCGUGUCUCGCCGUCGACCCGCCCCCCCCGAAAUUCCGUCAAAAAUUCGCGAUCCACGACAAUCGUAACAUUUCACGGCGGGGCUCCAACCGCAGACGUCGAAUUCGCGAACCCGCGUCCCACGAAAUAUAGGUACGCCAAAUAUCUACCCCCGGUCCCAUAGUACACUUGCGUCUUGCACUCACACUAUCUGCCCGCCAACAAUAUUAAUAUAAUAUUCAUACCCGCUCCGGCUACCUACCCACUGCACAGAAUGACACCCACAAUGCAAUGUUUUGACGACCAAUCAAUGCAAAUGCCACCUGCUUCAGUUCUAUACAAUAAUAUAUUUUUUCAAGAAAACCACCACCAGCUGACAUCCGCCUCCGAUAGAACGAACCCAAGGCCUGAUGUUCGAACUAACUAUCAAUGGAACCCUUGUCUAAGGAAUCGCAAUUCAACGUUUAGCAGUAAAAAAAAUUCCUCCUACGCUUCAGCAUUAAAGUCGGACGAUGUGAAAAGGUUACUACGACGGGAUAACGGAUCGUCCUCAUCGUCGGAUGUGGUACCAGCGACAACAGUAACCGAAGAGCAUUUGAACGCGAUACGCAAGAGACAAGCUCUGUUGCUAGUUACCAUCCAGACAAUGAAGCUGUUCCACCACAACCAAAUAUUGGAGCACAAGCUGUCGGCGUUGCACAGGAGGGUGGUGCAGGUUCAGAACAGACAAAGACAGAGGAACGUCAGAUCUGCUGCCGCUGAGGAAUAG